Molecule: messenger RNA, 1182 nt
Organism: Coffea eugenioides
Lineage: Eukaryota; Viridiplantae; Streptophyta; Magnoliopsida; Gentianales; Rubiaceae
Exons: 4
Coding region: 1-1182 (393 amino acids)
Source: RefSeq, a predicted model, not a curated record
AUGGCUGAGAACUCGCAACAGUUUGGAGUCAGAUUUGAGGGAGUGACUCGAAGGGUCAACGAGGUUAAUCAUUCUGACCUUGCGAAUAGAUUAACUGAACUAACUGCCUUGAUUCGUCAAAUAACUAGAGGACAAGUACAGGCAACUAAAGCAUGUGGAAUAUGUACUGCUCCUAAACACAUGACCGAUAUGUGUCUGACCCUUCAAGAAGACCUCAACGAGCAAGCCAGCGCCAUGAGAAGUUUGCCUGGACCACCCCAAAGGAGAAAUGACCCGUAUGCACCUACAUACAAUCUAGGGUGGGGGAACCACCCCAACUUUAGCAAUGCUCCGAAACCCUCGGGUUUUCAACAACCAUUCCAGCAGAGACCACCAGUACAGCAACCAUUUGCGUCUAAUUCAGAGACUCGUACCAGCAUUCGGAAUUUGGAGACCCAAAUGUCACAAUUGGCGUCUUUAGUGAGCAAUCUUGAGAAUGGUAAAGGGAAGCUAUCAUCUCAGUUCUCAAGAUCGGAAGCAACAAGAGCCGAAGAUGAACAAGUGUCUUGGAGAAGGAAAAAGUUGGCUAAAACCAAGAAAGAAGAGUCAGAGAAGGAGAUUUUGGAUACCUUUAGGAAAGCGGAAAUCAACAUCCUUUUGCUUGAUACGAUUAGGCAGUUGUCAAAAUAUGCAAAGUUUUUGAGAGGGUUGUGUAUAAACUGGAACAAGUUGAAUUUUCACGACAAAGUAAAGGUGGGUAAGAAUGUGUCAACAGUCCUUCAAAGAAAGUUGCCGCAAAAAUGCAACGAUCCAGGUAUGUUCACGAUACCAUGCAUCAUAGGCCAGAAGAGGAUAGACAGAGGUAUGCUUGAUCUAGGGGCAUCUAUUAACGUCAAGCCUUUGUCAAUAUUUAGGGCCUUAAACUUAGGACCUCUAAAAGAUACAAGGGUAAUAAUUCAACUAGUCGAUAGGUCAAAUGUUUACCCUGAGGGUGUGGUUGAAGACGUCCUAGUGAAAGUUAAUGAGUUUAUCUUUCCUGCUGAUUUCUAUUUUGUUGACAUGAAUGACGAUAACUCAGUUAAUUCAACUGUACUCCUUAUGGGUAGACCAUUCAUGAGUAUGGCCAGGACCAAGAUAGAUAUGCAUGAAGUGACAGGUUGUCAAGCCUGUGCAAUAAUAAUAACCUGCUCAAACAAAAGCUAA